Messenger RNA from Saccharomyces kudriavzevii IFO 1802, 1569 nucleotides. RefSeq lists its product as uncharacterized. Gene Ontology annotation, molecular function: protein binding. The transcript has a single exon. NCBI's taxonomy places the organism in Eukaryota, Fungi, Ascomycota, Saccharomycetes, Saccharomycetales, Saccharomycetaceae. The record is from RefSeq and is a predicted model, not a curated record. The coding region runs from base 1 to 1569 and encodes 522 amino acids. Gene Ontology annotation, cellular component: nucleus.
AUGGAUCCCUUUCACAAUGGAAAUAAAAGAAGUUCAAUAUCGUUUGGCCCGUCGCAGCGGCAACCGUAUUCCAAGAGCAACUACUUGGCUGGUGCCAAUGCCCCCCCUUCAGUGGCACAGGACUUGGGUAGAGGCCCAUCGCCCUUUGGAAUGUCGGGCAAUACUACCAGCGGCAGUAACAGCAAAAGAAAUAGUGGCAGUGAUCUAAGUGCUGCGUACUACACAAAUCGGUCGCCCAUGUAUUCGCCGUUGGAUUUCUCCCCACCAGUCUUUUCGCCGAAUCAUUCGCAGUUGCAACAGGCAAGAAACUACGCUGCAAAUAUCCCAGUUGUAAGCAAUUUAAUGAACCAGUCCAUGGCCUCAGUGUGCGAGUACCAAUCACAUUACCCAUUAUUUGGACUCGACUGGAGCGUAGACGACUACGUCUGUCUGGGCUCGUACAAAGAGGACAGCAGGAAUAAGCUGCAGGUUCUACAUUCCAACGAUCUGUUGAGCUGGGAAAACGUCGUGGACGCAAAUGUGGUGUAUCCCGUGAGUAAGAUUCAAUGGGUCCCCUCUCAAUUGCAUCCAAGGAAACUCGCGACGUGCUCUGACUCUCUACGGAUCUGGAACGUUAACCCUGAAGAGAGACAUCUUCAAGAACAAGUCAAUUUAUCCCUGUGUAAAUACAACAGACAGCAUCCCACCAGCCCCGCAACCGCUGAUGACAUGAAGGUUAUAGGCACUUUUCCCCCAAUAACAUCGUUCGACUGGAACACUGUGGACACGAACCUAAUAAUCUCAAGUUCCAUCGACACCACUUGCAUUGUAUGGGAUCUGCAGAGUAGCCACUACGUCAAAACUCAGCUGAUCGCUCACGACAGCGAAGUGUUCGACGUGAGGUUCUUGACGAAAUCUACACAACUGUUUGCCAGUUGUGGUGGGGAUGGGAGCGUACGAGUGUUCGACCUAAGGUCCCUUGCACACAGUACAAUCAUUUACGAGCCUCCGUCCUCACCAGCGUCUGGCCCCAAUGCGGGCGCGACAACACCAUCUUUGAAAGGCUCAGACGCCUUGUUAAGACUGGAGCCGUCGCCCUACGACCCAAAUGUGCUCGCCACAUUUGCGGCUGACUCCAAUAAAAUCAUAAUUUUGGAUAUGAGAAACCCGGAAUCGCCUAUACUGAACUUGGAGGGCCACACUUGCUCGGUAAACGAAAUCAAAUGGCAUCCUACAAAGCGCAAUGUCUUGCUCUCGUGUAGCGAUGACUGCCAAGCACUCUACUGGGAUUUGAACAACUCGUUUAUGGAAAUUAACGGCAGCGACAGUAAAUCCCCUACCGCUAGUGGCGCAUCUUUGGAAGACUCCGACGGCGAUACAGUUAUGGCUGACGGUGGUGCAAAGGCCAAUCAACAGGAAGAUCCCUUGAAUUCCAACAAUGACAAGCAGGUCUGCAGGACCCUAGAUACUCCCAACAUGAUGUAUGUCAAUAAAACACAAGAGAUUAACAACAUUGCAUGGAGGCCCCAGAGAGGUGACUGGUUCGGGUGCGUAAGCGGCAAGAAGUUUCAAAACGUCCGUGUCUUUUGA